This is a messenger RNA of Erpetoichthys calabaricus (reedfish), 2184 nucleotides long. RefSeq names its product kinesin-like protein KIF27. Bases 56 to 1972 code for a protein of 638 amino acids. NCBI's taxonomy places the organism in Eukaryota, Metazoa, Chordata, Cladistia, Polypteriformes, Polypteridae. The transcript has 8 exons. Gene Ontology annotation, molecular function: microtubule binding; ATP binding; microtubule motor activity. The record is from RefSeq and is a predicted model, not a curated record. Gene Ontology annotation, biological process: mitotic spindle organization; microtubule-based movement.
GGCCAGUGGAUCAAAGACUGUUCUACAUGUACAGUGAAGCUGCAAGUCACUUAUAAUGGAAGAAAUUCCAGUUCGGGUGGCAGUGCGAGUUAGGCCAUUGCUUCCAAAGGAGAUCCUCCGCCAUCAGCAUGUAUGUGUGAGAGUUGUACCCAACACCCAACAGGUUAUCAUUGGCAAAGAUCGGGCAUUUACAUUUGACUUUGUGUUUGGACAAAAGUCAGCUCAAGAUCAAGUGUAUGCUACCUGUAUAAAGCCCUUGGUGUCAUCAUUUAUCGAGGGGUACAAUGUCACAAUAUUUGCGUAUGGACAAACUGGCUCUGGAAAGACCUACACAUUAGGUGGUGGACAUGUUGUUUCCACUGCUGAUGAGGAAAAGGGCAUCAUACCUCGUGCAAUCAAUGAAAUCUUCCAAAGCAUCUCUGAACACCAAAAUACAGAGUUUACAGUUAAGGUAUCCUACAUAGAGGUCUACAAGGAAGAGCUCAGGGACUUACUUGGACAUGAAACAUCUUCAAAAGACAUACACAUCAGAGAGGAUGAGAAAGGAAACACAGUGAUUGUUGGAGCUAAAGAAUGUGUUGUGGAAAGUGCAGAGGAAAUAAUACAUCUGUUAGAAGGUGGUAAUGGAGCUCGUCAUACAGGGAUUACACAAAUGAAUGAAUACUCCAGUCGGUCUCAUGCCAUCCUCACGAUUACAGUUGAUCAGAAGGUAGAUAAACUAGAUGAAGAACUGAACAAAGUUCAAGAUGCUGAGGAAAUAUUUCACACUUCUAGUCAGGUCAUCUCAUCAAAAUUCCACUUUGUUGACUUGUCAGGCUCCGAGAGAGUCACCAAAACAGGCAACACUGGUGAGCGGUUUAAGGAGUCUGUCCAGAUCAACAGUGGCUUACUGGCACUUGGGAAUGUUAUCAGCGCGCUUGGAGACCCCAAACGUAAAAGUCAACAUGUGCCUUACCGAGAUGCCAAAAUUACACGCAUAUUAAAAGACUCUUUGGGUGGCAAUGCCAAGACAUUAAUGAUUGCCUGUAUUAGCCCUUCAUCUUCAAAUUUCGAUGAAUCCCUAAAUUCUCUUAAAUAUGCAAACAGGGCCAGAAACAUUAAGAACAAACCAAUAGUCAAUUAUAAUCCAGAGUGGGACCGUAUUGAUGAAAUGGAGCUUGAAAUUCAUGCACUGAAAGAAGCACUGCAGAGAUAUCAUGGAAUCAUAGCAAGCCAAGGCAGCCAGGUAUCUCAGGACUUAACAGGAGAACAUGGAAAAAAUAGGAUCCGUAUCCUGGAAGAGCAGCUGACUCAGCUGCAGGCAGACUGUCACCGCUAUCGUACCUCAGCUGAAGAUGCCUUUAAUAUUUUGUUAGAGCUUAAAGGGUUAACCACCCUUCCUAAAAUACAGGAGCGUAAACUACAGGAAUGGUUGGAUGCAGCUGAGGAAUUUCAGAACAAGAAUUCUGUUGCUAGAGUGGACAGUGGAGGAAGCACAACUGGGGAUGAGCCUAAUCUUCAUACUGUUCUGCAGCUUAAGAGAGAACUGAAAAAGUGUCAGGAUGCUCUGGCAGCAGAUGAAAAGGUUUUUAGUCAAAAAGAAGCUGAAUUGAAACGAUUACAGGCUCGAAUUAACACAGUUCUUCAAGAGAAUAAAGUGCAUUUGGCCAUUCUUGAUGACGAAGAAAACAAACAAAAGCUCCAGAGUGAUAAAAUUGUGGAGCAACAACAAAUAAUUGAUCGACUCAGAGAAGAACUGCAGAGCAAGAACAUGUUCUUUUGCAAGUCUUGCUUAUCAUUGGAUGCCACAACAGAUGCUGACAACCGGUCUCCAAGAAGACUAUAUAGCAUGCCAGUGCCCUCUUCACAAUCAGAUGGUCUCACAGUAACAAAGAUGGCACAAAAAGCACCAAGAAAGGUUCUGAAGAGACAGCAUAAGAAGAUCCAGCCUAUACAAGAGGAGUCUUUACUAAAAGUUAAAGGACUGAGUUAAGAGCGACAUAAGUGAGUAACAGAAGAAAAAAUCAUAAGAAUGAAACUUCAAAGAAGAUGCAGGAGGAGCCUUUUGAAAGAUCAAUUAAAAGCUACAACAAAACUCUGCCAAAAACUUCACUCUCCAAUUGUUUCAAGAAAAAUCUGUUUUCAGGCCUGCCUGCUUAGCUGUCUUUACAUAUUCUUGUGCUUGCUUCAAUCGUCAUGUUUUUC